CUCUCUGUCUCUGCAUUAGUUUCCCUUGGCCAUGCACCUUUACAGUUUUCUUUCCAGCUAGGACUUUGCUGAAUACACUCAGUUGAUUUCCCCCAGCUAAAACAUGCCAUGUGUGCAGAGAAACUGGAUUGCCAACUUUUCCUUUUGGGUCCAGUUCCUUCUGAUGGAAGCGCUCUGCUAUGGUAGAAAUCCUCCACCGGGCAGAUUUUUCUUUCCAGACAAGAGGCAAGAGCACUUUAUCCGGACGCUGCAAGAAUACCACGUGGUUGGUCCUGCAAAAGUAGAUGCAAGCGGCCAUUUUCUCUCUUACAGUUUACACCAUCACACCUCAGAUACCAGGAGGAAAAGAGACUUCAGUAGAAAGGAAAACCUUGUGUAUUAUAAAAUUAACCACAAGGAGAAGGAGCUGUUUUUCAACUUGACUGUCCAUCGAGGAUUCCUUUCUGCUAACUAUGUAUUGGAAAGGAGAUACGGGAACCACACUGGUGCAAAGAUUGUACCUUACACAGGAACCUCAUGUCACCUCAUUGGUACAGUCUUGCAGCCAAAUUCUGGGAAUGGACCAGCAGCGAUCAGCACUUGCAAUGGGCUGACUGGAUAUUUCCGUCUGCCUCAGGGGGACUACUUCAUUGAGCCUGUCAAAAAGCAUCCACUAGAAGAGGGAAUACCAUACCCACACAUAAUCUACAGGGCAAAUAUCCUUCAAAAUGCUUUAAGGCAACGGCGGGAGAGCACAACAGACAAGGAACAAGCUUGUGGAUUGAAUGAUACCUUCAGCUUUUUCAAACAACAAGAGCAUCGGCGGGUUAGGUGGGAAGGAAAUCACAGGGCAGCCAAAACAAUUUCUCGGCGUUCUGUCAGCAAGGAACGAUGGGUGGAGACGCUGGUUGUUGCAGACAGUAAGAUGAUUGAAUAUCAUGGAAGUGACAAUGUGGAAUCCUACAUCCUCACUAUAAUAAAUAUGGUCACAGGAUUGUUCCAUGAUCCAAGCAUUGGCAAUGCAAUCCACAUCGUGCUCGUCCGCCUUAUUCUUCUUGAAGAGGAAGAGCGAGGCUUGAAAAUAGUUCAUCAUGCAGACAAGACAUUAGCCAGCUUCUGCAAAUGGCAGAAAAGCAUCAAUCCCAAAAAUGAUGUCAACCCAAUACAUCACGAUGUAGCUGUACUUUUAACUAGAAAGGACAUCUGUGCUGGCAUGAAUCGUCCUUGUGAAACCUUAGGUUUGUCUCAUCUGUCUGGUAUGUGCCAACCUCACCGGAGCUGUAAUAUUAAUGAAGAUUCUGGGCUGCCUUUGGCAUUCACUAUUGCACAUGAGCUUGGACACAGUUUUGGUAUCCAGCAUGAUGGAAAAGAGAAUGACUGUGAACCUGUUGGAAGACAUCCAUACAUUAUGUCCCGGCAGCUACAGUAUGAUCCUUCUCCACUCACCUGGUCCCCGUGCAGCAAGGAAUACAUCACACGUUUCCUAGACCGAGGAUGGGGAUUCUGUCUAGAUGAUAUCCCCAAAAAGAAAGAUUUAAAGUCACCACUUAUUGCCCCAGGAGUUAUCUAUGAUGUACAUCACCAAUGCCAGUUGCAGUACGGCCCCACUGCUACUUUCUGUGAAGAGGUGGAUAAUAUUUGCCAGACACUCUGGUGCUCAGUGAAAGGUUCCUGCCGCUCAAAACUGGAUGCUGCCGCAGAUGGAACUAGAUGUGGAGAAAAGAAGUGGUGCUUCAACGCGGAGUGCAUUACAGUGGGAAAGAAUCCAGAAAUGAUAAAUGGUGGAUGGGGCACAUGGUCCUCCUGGUCCCAUUGCACACGGACAUGUGGAGCAGGAGUUCAAAGCGCAGAAAGACCCUGCAAUAACCCAGAGCCACAGUUUGGAGGAAAGUAUUGCACUGGAGAAAGGAAACGCUACCGCAUGUGUAACAUUCUCCCAUGUCGACGAGACACACCAACCUUUCGUCAGAUGCAAUGCAGUGAAUUUGACACAGUUCCCUACAAGAAUGAAUUCUACCAGUGGAUUCCAGUUUAUAACACAGCUAAUCUGUGUGAGCUCCACUGCCGCCCUGUGGAUGGCCAAUUUUCAGAGAAAAUGCUGGAUGCAGUUACUGAUGGGACUCCUUGCUUUGAAGGCAGAAACAUCCGAGAUAUCUGUAUUAAUGGCAUGUGUAAGACUAUUGGCUGUGAUUAUGAGAUAAAUUCCAAUGCAACUGAAGAUCGAUGCGGAGUUUGCCUAGGAGAUGGAUCUGCUUGUCAGACGGUGAAGAUGAUGUUCAAUCAAAGUGAAGGAUUAGGCUAUGUUGACAUUGGACUGAUUCCAAAAGGAGCAAGGGACAUAAGAGUAGUAGAAAUGGCAGAAGCAGGAAAUUUCCUUGCAGUGCGGAGUGAAGACCCACAAAAGUAUUACCUAAAUGGGGGAUUUAUUAUCCAGUGGAAUGGAGCAUACAAAGUGGCAGGAACAACAUUUCAAUAUGAGAGAAAAGGAGAUCUCGAAAACCUGACAGCAUCUGGACCCACCAAUGAGUCAGUGUGGAUACAGCUACUCUUUCAGGAAAAUAACCCCGGAAUUAAGUAUGAAUACACUAUACGUAAAGAAGGAAACCUUGAGAAUGAAGUAGGGGACCCAGAAUAUUUUUGGCAAUAUGGAGGCUGGACGGAUUGCAGUGUAACAUGUGGAAGAGGUGUUCAGCGACAGACAGCCCAAUGUGUGAAAAGGGGGGGAAGUGUGAUCAAAAACUCCUUCUGUGACCCAGAAAUGCAGCCAAAUGGACGACAAAAGAAAUGCAAUGAAAAGGAUUGUCCACCCAGGUGGUGGGCAGGAGAAUGGCAGAAGUGUUCAACCACCUGUGGCCCAACAGGAGAGAAGAAACGAACUGUCCUUUGCAUCCAAACAGUGGGAUCUGAUGAGCAGGCAUUGGCUGCUAAAGACUGCCAGCAUCUGCUUAAACCAAAGACCCACCUUUCAUGCAACAGAGAUGUUCUAUGCCCAUCUGACUGGACAGUGAGCAACUGGACUGAGUGCACAGUUACGUGUGGCGGUGGGAUACGGACUCGUAAAAUCAAUUGUGCUAAAAACAAUGAUGAACCGUGUGAUAUGUUCAAGAGACCAAAUUCUAAGGCUCUAUGUGGCCUCCAGCAGUGUCCUUCCACCAGACGACUAUUGAUACUCCCACUGAAACCAAACAGAGGAAAGAUCAUAAUCAGGAAGACAGCAAUUAAUCCCAAAAGAGGCCCAUCAGGCAGAAUACCCAUCCCGAAACUAGGCCAAAGAUACCAGACAACGACAAAAAUACCCGAGUCCCAAAGCACAACUGCUUUGGGCUCUACUUCCUCCAGUCCUGUCCACUCUUCCAAAAAGGACAACAUGGAAAAAAGAACAUUACAAAAUAAUUCUACCAGAUCAAAUAAUGAUUAUAAUUAUCCCUUUGUGUUUAAUGGAAACAGGUCACACCAAGAUAAUACUGUAAGUAAUAGUUCAAGUAUUGAAAAUAUAGGAAAUGUCCAAAAUGUCUCUAACAUAGAUCCGGACUCUGCUUCAGAAGGGGGCCUUGUUCAGAUAGGAGGGGCUAGUCGCACCACCUCAUUAACCAGAAAUCCAGAAGUAACUCCAGGCUAUGAUUAUUUAACUGAAGAGUCUGACAAUACUGAUUGGUCCAUAGAAGGCAAUGAAAAACCUAUUGACAUCUCUUACAAUGCCAAAAGCAGCCCUGCAAUCAAAACCAGGAGCAAAACUCCAAACAUCAGGUCUCAUGUCAUUACUACUCCCAAAAUCUCACCAACAUUUUAUCAACAUGAAUCUUCUACACAGUCUACUAGUAGCACAGCAGCAGAAAGACUGUCACCUUCAACAACAGUGAACCUAAAACGUAUCAGUGUGCAAAUAGAUACACCUGUCAUAGAAAAAGCCACCACAAAAGGACCGGUUACAAUAAAACCAGCAAUGUUAGAUAACGUAUCAAGAGCCCAGUUUGAAAAUGGAACAGAAAUGGAACCCUCUGACAAGAUAGAUUAUACCCAAAGCACAAAAUCUCCAAGUCUUGAAGAUUCUCCAAAGAACCACAGUACAGUUUCUGAGGGAAAAUUACCCAAUGCCACAGAAUGGGACUAUGCAAGAAUCUCCAAUAUUUUGCAUGGUGAUGUGUACUGGAUAGUGGGGAACUGGAGUGAGUGUUCUACCACUUGUGGUGUGGGGGCUUUUUGGAGACAUGUGAAAUGUAGCAGUAAGAAUGAAUCUGACUGUCAGCACAUUAAAAAACCUGACCCUGCAAGAAGAUGUCAUCUCCGUCCAUGUGCUAACUGGAAAACAGGAUCCUGGAGCAAGUGCUCUACAAACUGUGGUGGUGGUUUCAAGACCCGUGAUGUUCACUGUACUGAUGUUCGUAAUAAGCGAGUUCUACGGCCUUUUCACUGCCAAUUAUUAGAACAUAAACCACAACUGAGCAUUAGCUGUAAUACAGAGCCCUGCUUGGAAUGGCGUGUGGAGCCUUGGAAUAAGUGUUCGAAAACAUGUGGUGGUGGCCUGCAAGAAAGACACGUCUACUGCCCAGAAGAGGACUAUUGUGACUGGACGAAAAAGCCUAACUCCACGGCACACUGCAAUGGGCAGCCUUGUACUCGGUGGAUAAAUGGGACGUGGAGUUCGUGCACUGCUUCCUGUGGAGGGGGCCUUCAGCAAAGAACAGUAAAGUGCAUCAACACAGAAGAUAACGAAGCUGAAGAUCAAACUAUGUGUGAGCACGAGCUCAAGCCUCCAGGAUCUCAGAAAUGCAAUAUGCAAGAGUGCAGGAAAAGUGCAGGCCUGCUGUGCCACAAGGACAAGCUGUCCAAUAAUUUCUGCCAGAGACUGAAGCGGAUUGGCAAAUGUUUGGUGCCAUCAAUACAGACUCAGUGCUGCUUCACCUGUAACAGGCCGCAAAUUCCUAACAAAACAAGAUCUGGAAAUCAACAGCGCUUCAAAGAACAAAAUUACACCAAACCCAGAAGAAAAUUGUCUCCAAUCAAAAAAAGCAACAGCCAACCUCCUGCUGGGCACUAGGUGUUUUUCAAUCUGAUUAAUUUAAUCAGGGGGUCCAUUUACAGAGUUUUUUCUCUUUUAUAUUGAGCCAUUCUAUAUAGAUGGAAAUCUAAAGAACUGAUCAAUAUUGGGAAAAUACAACCUUUAGGGCAACCAGUCCCAAUAUGCUUCUCCAGCCUUCUCUUUAAGACAGCUAUAAAUUUGUCGUUGUGAUUUGCAAUGUACACCUGUUCCUGGUACUUCUUAUGCGUGCAUGGAAUACAGGUUAAGAACAUGCAUACAGGAUUAAUUUGGUCUUUACAUGAAUUUUGUGCUGUUUGUUUUUCCCCAUUUACAGUGGAAGAACAAACUGUGGUUCCCCCAAAACGGUAUUAAAAUAACAACUGGCACUUGUACAUCGCACCAUUUCAUCCCAGAUUCCAAAGGGCAAAGUUAUUCUAUCCUGUCUAUUGUAAUUACUGGGGCUUCUCUGCACACAACCUCCUAGGAUGCUAGUACCGGGCCGGGUAUAUUGCAACUUGGAGGCAAGCACUGUAGGCGCUUCAGCCUUAUUGGUCCUAGCCGUAGUGGACCCCAAUCACUACUCAGACACACGGCCAAGGAAAAGGGCUGGCAGGAAAAGGAAAGGUUGCAAAUACCCUAGGUACAGAAGCAUAACCAGUUAUAGUUCAAAGAAAGCAAUUGUGGUUCUUGUUUGGGUCCCUGGGGUAGCCCAAUGGACAGUUAGGGCUCUUCAGGUCUAGUGCCUGAGGUGCUGUCUCCAGUCCAAUCUCUAUGCAAGUAAAUAGGCACUUAGAGAUUUCCAGGCCAGGAUGAGUUAGUGUUCCACAUUGAGGCCCCUUUGCUCUGGCUCCCUGCCCACCCACUGUUGUUCCCCUAUAAGUCCCCAUACAGACCUGCAUUCAGCUGUAUCAUCUGGCAUUCACAGCCUGUUCUACAUAUGGUUCCUGGGGGUUUUGCUCUGAAAUCAGCUUCUCUGCGGCAACUUGCUUGCCAUGCAGCCACCAUUUCAAAACAGAGUCCAACCACUUCCGGGUUCAGGAACUUUUCUCUUACCUGGCCAGGAAGGAAUGGGGAGAGAACUAAUGGGAGUUGUAGUCUCCUCCUUAGCAGAUCCAUCACACUAUAACACAGAGCUCUACUGCAUGUUUUGAGCCAGCUCCUUCUGUAUAUUAGUCACUUCGCACUGCCAGAGUGGUACAAAGUGACUGUAAAGCUGACGCCCCAAAGGGGCAACUGAAGAUCCCCACCAUGAGCCCUUAGGUUUUGUACAAACUUGUUUUUUUUUUUAAAUCUGUUUGAGUGUCUCUUAAAACUGCUAGUUAUUGCUGUCCCUUUAAAAGGCUAUUAACCUGAAAUAACGAGUGGCGUUUGUCAUAGCUAGCUAUGAACUUGCAUUCGAAGACUAGUUUAGUCAGCAUGUUUUAUUAAAAGAAAAAAAUGUUAAACACUUGACUGACUCUCUAAAGGAGACCUCCUAAAUACACAGUUCUGAGCAUCGUUCUGUUGGUGCAAAUAUCUUGGACCGACCUAAAGAACAAAUGUUUAGGAUUAAAUUACACCAUAUAUUUUAUGCUGUCAUGAUGCAGUAUUCAACCUUUUUUAAAACCAAGCUUUCAGCACCUACUGGACCCAAUUAAACAGUUUAUUUUACAGUGAUACUCUAAAGCAAACAAUCAAAUAUCUGCUAAGGAAGCCUAGUCAAUAGUGGAGCAUUUCCCAUGUAUGGUAUCAGAUAGUAGGCUUGAUCCUACUGCCACUGAAGACAAUGGCGUAACUACCCUCAAUGGGAGCUGGAUUGGAUUAAAACGCGCAAGGAUUUAAGCUGAGCAUUUGAAAGGGGCUGAAAGAAGCGUGGUGCUCAAGUUCCACUGAAAUUCGAUGGAAGUUGGAUGCAGAGGCCACUCAAGACAAACUGCCACCUUAGGCAAAACUUCAGUGUUCUGCCCCCCUCCUCAUCGGCGUAGAGUGGCAGAUCUGGCUCAGCUGCCCCUCCAUCGUGACAGAGGGGCGGCUGGGCCAAAUUUGAGUAGCAUUGCAACCUGGCACGUGAGGUCGCAACACCACUCAAAUUUGGCCCAGCUGCCCAUGAUGGAGGGGCGCUGGGGCAAGUAUGCUGCCUUAGGCAGUGCCUAGUUCACCUAUAACUAGAGCAGCCUUUAGUUGGGUGCUUCUCUCAACUCACCACUUUGUGCCAGUUUUGUCCUUGAUACCUCCCUAUACUUUCCUAGCCCUUAUUUAGAAUACUACAUUCCAAACGUGGAUGGGCCAUGAAAGUCCACCCUGCCUGGACAUAGUGCAGGGGUUCUCAAAUUUCAUUGCACCGCGACCCCCUUCUGACCACAAAAUUACUAUACGACCCGCUGCCCCAAGCGGGGUGGGAGGGCCAAAGGGCUUCAGCUCCAGUUGGGGGACGGGGACCUGUAACCUGAGCCCCGCCACAUGGUAGGACUCAUGCUUCAGCUUCAGCCCCGGGCGAUGGGGCUCCGGCCCCGGGCCACAGCAAUCUAACGCCAGCCCUGGCGACCCCAUUAAAAUGAGGUUGCAACCCACUUUGGGGUCCCGACCCAUAGUUUGAGAACCGCUGACUGAGUGCAAAGUAUUCAUGCCCCUUUGCUUUGACAAGUUUUCUAUUUCCUAAUGCCAAAGCUGACUUCAGCUUUGCAAAGUGUUGGGGGAUGCUUGACAUGGGUGAAUAGAAUUGUGGGAAGAUAACUGUGUUAACUAACUUCCCAACAUAAUAUACAAUCAUGUAUAUUAUAUUAAUACCAUGCACAUAAUAUCUAUUAAUGUGGAAUAUACUAUGCCUAACAUAUGGAUUGGCUAACAUUUGAAAAUCCUGGCCAUACCCUGCAGCUUCCUAAUUGUUCUAAGGAUGCACUACAUAGAGUCUUCUUGGUUUUAUACCGUAUGAAAAGGAGUAACACAGUCAUAAAUGUGUUGCAGUGACUAAAGGAGUGAUUGUAAAACGUACUAGAAAUACAUUUAGACCUGACUAUACCAUACUAAUGAAGGCCACGAUCCAGCAACUGCAGCCAUGCAGGUGAGCAUAGCGGUCCGUCCCUCGAGAAUACACCCACACUCACAUACCAUGGCAUGGCGGCAUUUGCAAGAUCUGUGCCUCAAUUCUUCACUUGAAGUUCAUGGGACUUCUGCAGGUGAAACAUCUCAAGAUCAGGCCUCUUAAUGUGUGUGGGACAACAAUUUAAUGACAAUUACAGCUACUUUAUAGCUGCUUUAAAUCAGCUGUUAAAUAUAUGGUGCUAAUAUAAUAUGGUGCUAAUAUUUGGAUGGUGACUAAAAUGAUGUAUCAUAUGUGUGUGUGCGCGUGCGUGCAUACAUACAUAAUCUAUAUGCACAUACACUCUCUAAAAUUAUACAGACCUAUGGUGUUGCUGGUCAGUGCCAGUUCUAUUGCCUUCUAAACAUUAUGAGAUGCUUAAGAAUAUUUGCUUUUUAUUUUUUGAACUCCUGAAUGUUUAAUAGUCUGGAUAAGGAAUAAAAACCAGACCAUUUUUAUACCGUUUGGAGAUAAAGUUAUUAAAUAAAAUGAAAGGACGGAUGCGUUUCUUCUCUGAAGCAGCAACAUGACUGCAAAGGAUUUGGUCAUAGAGCUCCAUUGUCACUCUCAAGCAGAGUUUGUAUUGAGGGCCAAACAUGGACCCACCUAACUCAAUGGAGCUUGCAAGUGCUCUUGAGGUGCACAGCACCUCUCAGAACUGGGGCUCGAAAAUUAAGGGCUUUACUUGACCAUCACAAUCUCCUCGGAUACAUCCAUACUGGAGUGGCAGUAUAAUUUCCAGCACAGGUAGGUGUUUGAUCAAGCUAGCACACUAACCAUAGAAGUGGAGCAGCAGCGGUGGGAGGCUCUGGCCGGCCUAAGUACAGUCCUACCAUGGUAUUUACUCAAACAGCUAAACCGUCCUGCCUCCCAUCCCACCAUGGCUACACUUCUAUUUUUAGCCUGCUAGCUAGAUCAAGGCUAGCGCGUGUACACCUACGCGAGCUGGAAAUUACCUCCAUUGUUGACGUAUCUCUAGACUCAGGAGGACAUGAGCCUUCAUGCCCACGUGGCACCAUGUAAAUGAACUAGGACUAGCAAGGCACCCGACUGUGACAUGGGAGACUGACCAAGUGGGCAUGAUAUACGUAGAAGGGAACUCGCCCAGCUGAGGUUAUUUUUCUGUGCUCAUUACAGCCAGGAUGGAGUAAUUUCUCACUUCAUUAUUUGCAUCCAGGCAUUGUGAUUUAUUUAAAAUUGAGGAAGGUGAAGAACUGAUGGUCCAUUAUUCAAAUGAUUUGACUCCUUUGGGGCCAAAGGGGAGUACUGCCACACUUGGUGCUAAGCUUACACCUUUAGAGGGAAGACUGAGAGCAACAUGAACCUUUAUAAUACAGUUAUGCUAGUACUCUAUUCUAUCUAGGUGCUCAUACCAUGCUCCUCACCUCACUAUCUGCCAUAUGCUGACUGCCUUUGUAAUAGAGUCCCUUGAUCAGUUUAACAAGUUUCCAUUUUUUAAAAAUUAAUCUUUUAAGGAAAGAUGGUUUUGUGGCUAUAAUUCUGAUGGUUGCUAGUCUCACAAGUGAACUAAAUAACCAUUCGCGCUAGACGCAUGUUACGCAAGCCCACCAUAUUAUUCUGAGACACUUCAGUACCCUUCAUCUUGCUCUGCAUGAGCGCUUUUACACAGCACCUGCACAGGCUGUUCUAGCACGUAAAGUGUUUAAGAAACAACCUAUAUCAAUUAAUUAUUGUAGCUUCAUAAUAAAUUGCAUUACCUAUGUGUGACGUGGCUGAUAUUUUUUAUGGUUCCAAUAAAAGAGUAAUCAUGAACUGGAACAAUUAGAAAAAUGUAAAAAAAAAUACCAGCCUGGGGUUCUCCUGUAAUUGAGAAUUUGCUAUACCAGAAUCCUCUUACCUGAUAUAUUCAGAGUCCCCUAUGGCAAUAUAACAGAGUAGCUCAUUAAAAAGCAAAAGUAGGGAAAAGCUCUGAAAAAAACUUUAAUUGAAAUAAAACACUGUACUGAAUACAAAAUAAAAAAGUGAUAUUCACUGUUUCUCAUCUUUAUUUUCUCUUUCCGUCUCGAGUUAGCAAUUUUCAUAUUAAUGGACUAUAUCUUGGAAUUUCACUACAAGUUAAAUGCUACUCAACUCCUUGGCAUUGGCUGAAUGCAUCCCUGUUAAAUGUAUUUAUUUUAGAUUUAUACAAAGUACA
Messenger RNA from Malaclemys terrapin pileata, 10212 nucleotides. It is a transcript of the gene ADAMTS12, whose product is annotated as ADAM metallopeptidase with thrombospondin type 1 motif 12. Gene Ontology annotation, biological process: extracellular matrix organization; proteolysis. The transcript has 24 exons. Gene Ontology annotation, cellular component: extracellular matrix. Lineage: Eukaryota; Metazoa; Chordata; Testudines; Emydidae. Gene Ontology annotation, molecular function: metalloendopeptidase activity. The coding region runs from base 104 to 5017 and encodes 1637 amino acids. The record is from RefSeq and is a predicted model, not a curated record.